UAAAUUGUACAGAAAUAAUCUCAUUCUUACUUAACAUGUUAAAAAUAACAGUGAAAGAAAAACCCACGUUUAAGAGGAAACGUGAUAAUUACGCGCGAAAGUUGAAGACUCAGAAACUGAUCAACUAUUUACAAAGCGAGUUACGGAGUUCCACUACUCAUGGUCUGCCUUACAUUGCUAACACUGAAAUACAUUGGUUUGAGAGAUUAUUUUGGGCUGCUUGCUUCAUCUUAUCCUGCGCAAUCAUCUUCGUUCUUCUAACUUCUCAAUAUACCAGACUGGUGGAGGCACCGAUUGUGAACAGUGUUGAGAAAGACUAUUUGAACUGGAACGUCUCGUAUCCCGCAAUAGUUUUGUGUCCAGUUACCAAAAUUGACGAUGAAGUAUUUGCUUAUUAUAUCAACGAAACCCUCAACAGAACUGGAUAUAAUUUGGAGGCAUACUACUCGGCGAUUAUGUCAGUUUCCUUGGAAGCAUUAAAUGUUUUGGAUCUACCACCUCCAGAAAUAUUAGAGCUUAUAAAACCUGAAGAGUACGCGACAAUCGCAGUGGAUUUAUUCAAGAAGUUCAAGAACACCACGCUACAGCUUCUCCUCAACUGGCCCAUAACUGUAGACACCACUAUGACAGAAAUGGGGUUAUGCCAUAUUAUAAAUUCGAACGUUGCUAUACUUGAUGACCCUACCAAAUGGAGUGACAGCAGUGUGGCAUACGCCAAAAACAACAUUGAGCUCUCUGUACACGACAUUGACUUUUUUGUUCAGUUACUCAACUACACCGACGUAUUUAAGAUUUACACCGUGAGCCCAGACGAAGUAAUUCUGAUUGGCACGCCGGCGUUAACUUUUGAAACCGAAGGGUUCUUGUCUUUUGGAGUGCAAAUUACGAGCACUAGAGCUUCAGAGGAUAUCAAGGAUAUUCCUUUGCAACUUCGUAAUUGCAGAUUCAGGAACGAAGUUACGAGUAACAGGUACCCAAUUUACUCGUAUAAUCGCUGUUUAAUAGACUGUCGAAUUAAAAUGAUAUUUAAAUUGUGCGAUUGUAUACCACAUUUUUAUAAGCCAUUGGCUCACGAAAGAAUUUGCAACUUAGCUGAACUGGAAUGCCUACUUGAACACAAAAAACAAAUAACUACACUGUCUACUUACAAUGAAACUAUGGGUAGAUAUGAAAAUAUAGACGAUUUGCCGAGAUCAUUUCGUGAUUGCGGUUGUUUGGGCAACUGCGAGGAAGACGUGUUUAAGAAUGACCGAGAGACGUACUUACCCCAGGAGGCUAUGAACAGAGUGAGGGUCAGCGUAUCGGCGUUCCCGAAGGUGCGGGUCAUGAGAGAAAUCAUAUUUAGUUUCUAUGACCUCUUCUUGCGAAGUGGAGGUGUAGUGAAUCUAUGCAUCGGUGCAUCAGUCAUUUCAAUAAUGGAGCUAUUAUUAAUUGCAUUGAGGAUCCCUAUAUACGAGAUAAUGCAAAUUGUAAAAGGAAUUUGGCGUCGGUACAAAAAGUCACAAUUACCAAGAUUGUCAAACAAUAAAAAACAAAUGUAA
This is a messenger RNA of Helicoverpa armigera (cotton bollworm), 1541 nucleotides long. RefSeq names its product sodium channel protein Nach. Gene Ontology annotation, molecular function: ligand-gated sodium channel activity. The coding region runs from base 36 to 1541 and encodes 501 amino acids. The record is from RefSeq and is a predicted model, not a curated record. The transcript is spliced from 10 exons. Gene Ontology annotation, cellular component: plasma membrane. Lineage: Eukaryota; Metazoa; Arthropoda; Insecta; Lepidoptera; Noctuidae. Gene Ontology annotation, biological process: sodium ion transmembrane transport.